Molecule: messenger RNA, 472 nt
Organism: Paramecium octaurelia
Lineage: Eukaryota; Ciliophora; Oligohymenophorea; Peniculida; Parameciidae
Source: the annotation of a GenBank genome assembly
AUUAAGUAUAAAUAUUUGCUUUAUCCAACGAUGGCGGCUUUUCCGGAUAAUAGUUGUUCUAAGUAUAAAUUAAUACAAUUAGAAUAAUUACUUACAAAGAUUUGAAUGUGCAAAUAAUAAAUAAUGGAAAAUCUGUAUAAUUAGUGAAAGGAAAUUAAGAAUUAAAAGUUAUAUUAAACGAGUCAGAUGCAUCAUAAGUAACAAAAAAUACAAAAUUAUUAAGGAAAAUUAAAAACAUAUUACGCUUAAUCCAGAUGAUGUUAUUUUGGAACCUCAAUACCAUCUCAAAUAUAUAUGUGACUCUUAGCAAAAUACAAAUACAAAGGUGCUAUUUUUCAAAAACCAUUAAGGAAUAGCUAUCAAAUGGAGUACAGGAUUACAAUCUAAAUUUACAUUUACAAUUGAUGAAUGAUGAAUGAAAGAUGAUUAAGAAAUAUAUAUAAUUUUGGCUAAAUUCAUCAAAGUAUUAAUC